AUGCGUGACGCCUAUAUUCUCCGGUAUGGUUACCUCAUCCCCCGAGCAGUGCGCAGCGAGAGUCCGAGUGGGAGGAUGUUGAAGGCGGCCAGCUCGCCUCAUCGGCGUCACGAACCCGAUGACGGCCUCAUCCUACCUCAGAAGAUCACGAAUCCCUGCCUUCAGAGCCCGGAAAGGAGGAAUCUGCAUCGGGAACUUCUCUUCAACCAGAAAACUUGGACUGUGACGGACAUGACACUCAAGGAGGGAAGGGAGAAGGAGAGGUGUGAUCCAUAUGAUGGUGCCGGAGGUCGAAACGUCCUGAAUCAGAAGACUGAAUUGCAGAGAGCACUGCAGAGGCAUCAAGAUAACAUCCGCCAGAAGGAGCAAGAACUAGAAAAGACCUCCCAACAGACCUCCCUCGAAAAGGCCCUUCAUGCUCAGGCACUCAAGCUUCACGAGGUUCUGCAGCCUUCCCCCUAUCUCAUUCUUUCUGUCAUCCAUUAACUGUCUCGAAUGCUCUAAUUGAAGGAGGGAGUUGCCGUGUUGUCGUGCUAGGGCAAAGGUUCUCAAUCUUCAUGUUUCGUUGCACGCGGCGUGAAGCUUUCAGGGUUGGUGAAAGAGAUUUUUGCGAUCAUGAUGUGUCGAAAAAACCAACACUUUCGAAGUCCAUCGCUACAAGUUUUCCAGAAUUUAAAAAAUGUUAUCUCAACAGAGUUUCUUUCAUAACUUGGCCAUCUCGUCUCCGAGGUAGAUCUAUAGUGUCCUAUUGCGGAAUUUCAGGGCUGCCAUCGCAAGGAAAUUUACUAUUUUCUGGCCAAUUAAAUCAAUGGCUCGGUGCUUGAUAGUGCUCAGCUAGUAACUUGUAUUUUCUAAUAUUCAAUGCUUGAAAUAAAUCAACAUAAAGAUGGAGGAUUGAGGCCUCCACCUGCCAGUUGGGUCGUGAUGUAAAAAAAGAACAUUUGAAAUGUUCCGAGUGCUCUGUCAACUUUCAAGAUAGCGAAAUCGUGUUAAUAAAGCUUGUAAAGCUUAUCACCUUGCGUCAAGAGCUUCAGUCAGAAGCUGCACUUGUCUUACGACAGUGCAUUCUUCCUUGCAGCUUAGAGGUGCAAGGUGUGAGGGCCUUUUUAUCGUCGAAACAACCUGCUAUUGAUUUCAGUGUCGGUCAUUGUUGACCGACCGUGACAGUCGUUGUUGACUGACCGUGACAGUCAUUGUAAAAUGGCGGUCAACGAUGACUGUCCCUGCCCAGGCUGUCAACGACUGUCAUUGAAGUAAUUGACGUCAGUAAUGAGCUGUCGCGUUUCGAGCUCCAGGGCCCGGAACCUUGAAACACAUUGACAGCUUUCAUCAUCUAGAAAGUCUUACGUCAGUCGAAGGAAUAGACUUCGCACUUCCUCUUGACCUUUAACUUUUGCUUUAGAAAGAAUUCGGAAUGUUCCGAAUCCCCUGGAUUUCGACCUAGGGGGUCUGGCAGUUUGUAUAUCGGUAUGCACAUCAUUGUCCAUACCGAUUUUCCCCAGCACAAUAAUUGAGCACGGUCGUGCUCUCCACUUUAAAGAAACCACGCACAAUAAGCGAAAAGAUCCAUGAACCAUUAUAUGGAGAUACCUGAGAAUUACAAUGCAUUGUCUCAAAGACAAUUGAAUGAAAACCACUGCCUUAUUUCGAUACACUCACAGUUACACCCCCCCUUUGAAAAAGAGGUCUGUGGGAGAUUGAAGAAAAAAUGAGAGGAGAAAGGAGAUGUGACCGUGAAACUAUGAUCGGACGGAGAAUUCCGAGACUUUCCCAGCACAUCUUGGAAAAAGUUCUCCUCUUGUGAUUCGCUGCACCAUCAAAUUUUCUCAUCCGU
This is a messenger RNA of Darwinula stevensoni, 1834 nucleotides long. Lineage: Eukaryota; Metazoa; Arthropoda; Ostracoda; Podocopida; Darwinulidae. The record is from the annotation of a GenBank genome assembly.